UCAAUAUAUAUAUAUAUAGUAAUUCCACUACAAAAUAACGGAGCGAACCGCACAAAUCUCGACACAUCGAAGGCAACUCAACUGGACGAGCUGUCGCAGAAUGUCCUGCAACAUUGUGCGGCAGCCACAAAGUCUAAAACAGAAACGGAAACAGAAACGAAAGCUUCGCGAGCUGGUGCUGCUGGUGGCGCUGCUGCUGCUGGUGCCGGUGCCCAGCCAGAGAGCUGGACCAGCUCCAGUCUACGCCUGGUUCUACGAUGUGGAGAGUGCACCGCAUGCGAGCGUGGCCAGCAUCAGCAGCAUAUCGGAUGUGCACAGCUUUAAGGUGCCCGAGACGCGCAACUCGUACAAGUCGCAGCGAACACAGCUGGUGCAGCAGUUCCCGAGCAGCGUCAAUCCUCAUUGGGGUCAGCAGCAUGCCGGGCCGGUGCAGCGGCGCCAGCUGGUAUUCGUGGCUCUGCUGCCGUCGGUGGAGUCCGAUAACAAGAACGACUGCAUCAUGCCGAAGGUGCUGCCCGUGCUGGAGCUGGCCAUUGGGCAUGUGCAACGCAUGGGCUUUGUCGGGGGCGUACAGAUUGACAUUACAUUGAUCUCGCGCGACACAUUCUGCUCCUCCACCUACGGGCCGCUGGGAUUCUUUGAGAUCUACACGCAAUGGCCGGAGAUGAAUGCCAUCUUCGGUUUGCCCUGCGAGUACGUGCUGGCGCCCAUCUCCCGUUACGCGGAUGUCUGGCAGAUUCCGUUGCUCACGACCGGCGGCAAUGCCGGCGAGUUCAGCAAGAAGACGGAGAGCUACUCGACACUGACCCGGCUAAAGGGCGCCCAGGUCAACAAUCUGGGCAACAUGGUCCGCGCCCUAAUUAACACCUACAAUUGGACACGCACCGCGCUGAUCUAUCAGAACGAGAACGCCAAAAUCAAGGGCAACUCGGUCUGCUUCCUCUGCCUGGCGGCCAUCCAUGCCACCAUCGAGAAGGAGUCAGUUUACCAGCUCGGCUUCGACACCGCGCACUGGACCAAGGCAUAUAUCAUACGUCUGCUCCGCAAUGUCGCCAUGCGUACAAGAAUUGUCAUUAUGUGCGCCGAUCCGCAGUCCAUACGUCAAAUUAUGCUGACAGCCGAGGAGUUGAAUAUGAUCGAUAGCGGCGAAUAUGUAUUCAUCAAUAUUGAAUUAUUUUCGCGUGUGCCGUAUAUGACGUCGCUGCCCUGGUACGAUAAGAACGAUACCGACUUCAACAACGAGCGCGCCAAGAAGGCCUACACAGCCAUGUUGACCGUCACGCCGAAGCAGCCCAAUGACGACGCCUACACCAAAGUCUCCAACGAGAUCAAGGACAUCGCCUCGGCCAAAUACAAUUACACCUUCAGUGAGAACGAGCCGAUUUCGGCGUUUGUGACCUCGUUCUUUGACGGCGUCCUGCUCUAUGCCAAUGCGCUCAACGAGAGCAUCCGCGAGGAUCCGAGCAUGCUGACCAGACCCAUCAACGGCACCGACAUGGUGCGACGCAUGUGGAAUCGCAGCUUUACGGGCAUCACCGGCAACGUGACCAUCGACUCGAAUGGCGAUCGCAUUUCGGCGUACUCGCUGCUGGACAUGAAUCCCAACACUGGCAGAUUCGAGAUUGUGGCACACUUUCUGCACAAUCGUCUGGAGUUUGAGUCGGAAAAGGAAAUCCAUUGGGCCGGCGGUCGGGAUCAAGCGCCGCCCGAUCGUCCCAUCUGCGGUUACGAUGGUUCACUAUGCCCAGACAACUCUUUACCUGGGUACGCCAUUCUGUCUAUAGUCCUUGGCAUAAUGGUAGUCAUAAUGGCCGUUUGCUUCUUCUUCGGCUAUCGCCACUAUAAGGCCGAGGCUGAGAUUAAUUCGAUGAGCUGGAAGGUCUCGCUGGACGAUGUCAUGUUCCGAGAUGCCGCAGAUCAUGUGAUGCGUGGCUCCUUUCACUCGCUGGUCAAGCAGAGCUCGCAGCUCACACUUAUGUCCGAGGACAUGGGCUCCAUAAAUGGCGAUCGCCAGAUCUUCAUACCCGUGGGCAUGUACCGGAAGAGCAAGGUGGCCAUCAAGCCAAUCGAGCUGGAUAAUGUUCAGGGCAUUCUGUCGCGCAGUCUGAUGCUGGAGCUGAAGCGCAUGAAAGACCUGCAGCACGAUCACUUGGUCAAGUUCUAUGGCGCCUGUCUGGAUCAGCGGCGCAGCUUUCUGCUCACCGAAUACUGCCCGAAGGGCUCCCUGCAGGACAUACUGGAGAACGAGCAGUUCCAGCUGGACUGGAUGUUUAAGCUGUCCCUGAUGCACGACAUUGUGCGUGGCAUGCAGUUCAUACACAGCUCCGACAUUCGCUCCCACGGCAAUCUCAAGUCCUCCAACUGUGUGGUCGACUCCCGGUUCGUCCUCAAGAUCACUGACUUCGGACUGCACAGCCUGCGCCGCACCUCCUACGACAUCGAGAGCGACAUUGAGAACUGCAACAGUCAUGCCUACUGGAAGAAACGCCUAUGGACCGCGCCAGAACUGUUGCGACUCGAAAAUCAACGCCCACCCGAAGGCACUCAGAAGGGCGACGUCUAUUCGUUUGGCAUCAUUGUGCACGAGAUAACCACGCGCCAAGGCCCUUUCUAUUUGGGCAAGUGUUCGCAGGAGAAGACGCCACAGGAGAUUAUUGAACUGGUGAAAAACUACCAACCGCAGCAGAACAAACCAUUUCGCCCCGAACUGGAAUCAUGCACCGAUGAUACCAAGGCAGAUGUUGUUGGCAUCAUCAGACGCUGCUGGGCAGAGGAUCCUCUGGAACGACCCGAUUUCAAUACGCUCAAGUCCAUGAUCAGAAAGUUCAACAAGGACAACGAAACUGGAAAUAUAGUUGAUAAUCUGCUAAAGCGCAUGGAAAUGUAUGCGAAUAAUCUGGAGGAGCUAGUCGAGGAGCGCACCCAGGACUAUCUGGAGGAGAAGAAAAAGUGUGAGAAGCUGCUCUAUCAGCUGCUGCCGCAGAGCGUUGCAGCCCAAUUGAUCAGCGGACAGCCGGUGGUCGCUGAAACCUUUGACCAGGUGACCAUCUACUUCAGCGACAUUGUCGGCUUCACGGCCAUUUCGGCGGAGAGUACGCCCAUGCAGGUCGUGCAGUUCCUGAACGAUCUGUACACCUGCUUCGACUCGAUUGUGGAGAACUUUGACGUCUACAAGGUGGAGACCAUUGGCGAUGCCUACAUGGUGGUAUCGGGUCUGCCCAUACGCAAUGGCAAUUACCAUGCCCGGGAAAUUGCACGCUUGGCUCUAGCCCUGCUCGAGGCGGUGCAUAACUUCCGGAUACACCACCGGCCCGACGAUCGCUUGAAGCUGCGCAUUGGACUGCAUACGGGGCCGUGUGUUGCCGGCGUUGUGGGCCAGAAGAUGCCGCGCUAUUGUCUCUUCGGAGACACCGUGAACACAGCCUCGCGUAUGGAGUCCAAUGGCGAGGCACUGAAAAUCCACAUCAGUGAAACGACCAAACUCGCACUAGAUGAGUUCGGCAGCUUCGUGACGACGCGCCGUGGCCUGGUGCCGAUGAAAGGCAAGGGGGAAAUGUUGACGUACUGGCUGGAGGGCGAAGUGCCCAAGCCAGAUGAGGUGAUGUCGCCCGGCAAGCUGCUGCUGACGAGGCGUUCGUCCCUCAAGCAGCCCCAACGGCAGCCGCAUUCCAUCUACAAACAAUACUCAGAGCUGGGCGUUAUGGCCUCGCUGGCACCGGCAGUGCCGGCCAUAGCCUUGCCUGCAACCGAAAAAAAUAUCUCACCCAAUCUUCGGGUCAAGCGCAAGAUCAGCUCCAGCUCACCGAAGCUAAACGGCAGCUGCUUCGAGCAGCAUUCCGUGAAUCAAAAGACUGAGCCCAACAACUGUUAUUUGGAUGCUGGACAACAGACGCUGUGUGAUAUAUAUAGUAGUCGCUCGCUACGCAGCGAGGAGGCUGGUGCGGGCGCAGGAGCGGGCGUUGAUGCGAUUGCCAGCGAUAGCUGGGAGCUGGCCAAUUUCCGACUGCCACUCAGCGGCACGCUCAAGCAGCAUCACAGUCAACAACAACAACAACAACAGGGCAACCACCAUGCAACACACUCCAAUUCCAAUUCCAAUCUGAGCGGCAUUCUCCAGCCAGCGCCGCAGGCAAGAGGCCGCCUGAGGCCAUCCCCCACGAUCUCAACGUUGGUGAAGAACCAUCGCAGCGACAGCUCCGCCGCCGACGCUGGCAGCACGAGCAGCGGGCAACGGAUCAAGUUUGCCAACUGCGAUGAGACGCCACUGCUCAGCGGCAAGACGCCAGCAGCACUGCCAGCGUCCGCAGCUCUCAAUCUGGAGCGCAGCAGCAGCAGCUGCAGCAAUCAGAACAUUCCAAAUCUGAGCAGCGACCAUCCAUAUGGGUAUCUAGUCAAGAACUAUAAACAGCUUCUGUGCAAGCCCACAGCCCACUCGAAUAACCAAGGCCAUGGACAUGGACAUGAUUUGUCCUUUGCCGAAGAGUGUCCUCGGGCUCCAUUGGCUGCCCGUGGCACCACGAGCAGCGCCGUGACCCAACCACUCUUGGCCAAAAUCAACUCGUAGCCGUAAGCACUGAGAGACA
Messenger RNA from Drosophila arizonae, 4583 nucleotides. RefSeq names its product atrial natriuretic peptide receptor 1. Gene Ontology annotation, cellular component: plasma membrane. NCBI's taxonomy places the organism in Eukaryota, Metazoa, Arthropoda, Insecta, Diptera, Drosophilidae. The record is from RefSeq and is a predicted model, not a curated record. Gene Ontology annotation, molecular function: ATP binding; adenylate cyclase activity; guanylate cyclase activity. Gene Ontology annotation, biological process: intracellular signal transduction; receptor guanylyl cyclase signaling pathway; protein phosphorylation.